AUGCGCGAAUGGGAAUCCGACCCGCAUUUCGCGGCGGCCGAGGUCGUUCAAGACUCCGCCGAUCGGAUGGAGUCUAUAUUUCGCCUUCUUUUGCAUGAGCAAAGUCUUGUUCAUGAGCAUCCUAUGGACGAACAACUUCUUAGCUCCAUUGAAUGUCAUAAGCGAGAUCUUUCCACAGCCAUGGAAACAGCAAAAUGGCAGCUCGAAGACUUUGAGAGAGAGGUUAAUUUGGCCGACAAGUUUCAAUUGGAUAAUAAUGUGAUCCUAAGGCACGUUAAAUUUAUUGGAGCCAUCAGGGAACAAAUAAUCCAUGUCGAACAAAGCAUGGAUGCAUCAUUGGGAAACCAGUCGAGGAAUAUGAACUUGAAUGAGCAUGAUAGGGAUAGGCUGGAACUGUUUCUCACGGGUGAAAUUCCCGUUGAACACAUGGCGGGCCAGGACUCGGCGGAUGAUAAUAUGUUGAGAAGGUUUCUCGAUCCAGCCACGUCAUCAAGUCCGAGGAAGUAUAUCGAUGAGAAUAAUGUUGGUGAAAUUGUAAAUUUGAAUGCGGACGAGAUUUCAUACCGAGACCGUAAUAAUAUGGAGUUGAAGAAUUCUCUAGCAGAAAUGGAUUUGGGACCUUCAGUUUCUUUUGAGGGAGCUAAUACAGGGAUGCACGCCGAAGAAGGGACAUGGGAUUUGGAAGCCAAUCAUGCAAUUGGUAGAAGCAACUUGCAGAGAAAUAAGCUGGAAGGAUAUUUUGGGAGAAUGAACAUAUUUAGGUCCUUGGGAAAUUUCAGGUUUAGCAGAAGUUUCACAAAGAGGUUAAAAGAUGGGGAAGAACAGAGGCAGUCCCAGCUCUUCAGCAAUUUUUACCCAGGCAUGCAGAGGUCCAAGAGAAAUAUUCUUUACAUGAUGGUAAUUGAUACUAGUGUUACGGUUGUUGGUGCCACUUUCGGUUGGUGUUGA
This is a messenger RNA of Striga hermonthica, 948 nucleotides long. Lineage: Eukaryota; Viridiplantae; Streptophyta; Magnoliopsida; Lamiales; Orobanchaceae. The record is from the annotation of a GenBank genome assembly.